Molecule: messenger RNA, 435 nt
Organism: Protopolystoma xenopodis
Lineage: Eukaryota; Metazoa; Platyhelminthes; Monogenea; Polystomatidea; Polystomatidae
Source: the annotation of a GenBank genome assembly
AUGGCUAUUCUGAGGCUGUUCAAUCAGCGUCAGGCGCAUUGCAUUCGUCUUCUGGAAGACCUUGAAGCUGCGCAUGGUUGGCAGUUUUGUGCCGAUAGGCGUCGCCUAAACUCCGGAGCAGAGCAACAAGCCGCUUCGGCCACGGAGGAGGCUUCAUCGGCAUCAGAACACUUCGCUAAGUCAGAACAGGUCAGUUUCAGCCUGGGCCUCUGGCAGGCCAGCCUGAAUAACGGUGAUCGCCAACUCCAAAUAAGCCUCAUGCGUGAAGCACUUCAGUCGCUGGCGCGCAGGUUGAAUCAGAUACAGGUCGAGCUGGGUGGAUGCCGAUUUGGCCGAAAACAGGUUCUGACCCAGCGCAUCCAGGUAAGACCAUCAGAAAUGCAUACACACAUACCACCUCACGGCGAACUGAUGGACCGAUUGGGAAGCAGCUGA